UGUGACGUACAUUUGACCUGACAGCUGUAACGCAGUAAAAGUUGGCAGGAGUUAGCAACCUGUGACUAAAAAUGAUUUUAAUGGGGAAUAUAUAUUGAAAUUAAAUGUAAAUAAGUUACUUGAAAUUUCAUAAACGGCGGUCUUGUUAAACAAAAAAAAUCGUUGCGGCAAACAAUCAUUGGACGGGAGCUAUCUUAACACUAAGUGGCUAACGCUGUCAAUAUCGCAUUAGCGCUAUCAGUGCUAUUGAAUGGGUGUGCGAUAGGGGAUUUAAUCUUUUGUCAAACAACGUCAGUGUCCCUUUUGUACAUUGUAGGUGUUAAUGUUGCGAAUGUGUGCUAGGCCUUAGCUUUAGCCAAACUAGCACUGCAAGAGCCAGCUCGGGUCAGCUGACAAGUCUUGAGUGUCAACAACAGUGAUGGAUCAACUCGAAGUCAAGGACCGCAUUUUGGAAAACAUCUCUCUUUCCGUCAAGAAGUUGCAGAGUUACUUUGCAGCGUGUGAAGAUGAGGCUCCAGCCAUCCGAAAUCAUGACCGUGUUCUACAGAGGCUCUGCGAACACCUUGAUCAUGCGCUGUUGUAUGGGCUUCAGGAUAUUUCCUCAGGCUACUGGGUUCUAGUCCUUCACUUCACCAGGAGAGAGGCCGUGCGCCAGAUAGACGAGCUUCAACACAUAGCGACAAACCUCGGACGAAGUCGGGCAUGGUUAUACCUGGCAUUGAGUGAGAGCUCUUUAGAGAGCUACCUGCGGCUUUUCCAAGAGAACCAGGGACUGCUGCAGAAGUAUUACUUCAAGAAUGCAUUAGUGUGCAGUCACGACCACCUGACACUCUUCCUCACGCUGGUGGCCGGACUGGAGUUCAUUCGAUUCGACCUGGAGCUGGAUGUGCCAUAUUUGGACGUGACCCCUUACAUGCCAGACUACUAUAAACCACACAACCUGUUGGACUUUGAGGAAAGGCUGCCCAGUUCAGACAGUUUAUCCCUGCAUUCCUUCACUUCCCUGACCUCCACCAACCUGGAGUGGGAUGACAGUGCCAUCGCCCCCUCGAGUGAAGAUUAUGAUUUUGGUGACAUCUUCCCCGUGUUGCAGGCAAUGCCAAGUGCAGACUGGGAAGAAGGCGACCUCACCGACCAGGCCAGCUGCCCAAGGUCCAGUGGCUCCGAUCCCUUAACUGUCAUCAGCGACACAGUGGUCCCAAACGCCGGCAAUGUCAAGGUGAAGGUUGGCUCUCGUCUAUCGCCACACAGCCCCACUUCCAGAUAUAAUCCCUUCAAUGAGGACUCAGAUGCCAACACCUCAGCUGAUGUGACACCAGUUCACGUCCCAAGCCGUUACAUCAACACUGCAGGAGACGAUACAGAGAGCACCAACAACGAACUGGAAGUCAUUCGAAUGGCAACAAGAAGGAAACCAGGCAAGAAACGACGUGGGAAGAGCGCCACAGAUCUCGCCAGCAGCAUCCAUAACUCUUUAUCAUAUGAGCACAUAGAAAUUGACAAUGCCGUCCAGAGCUCAAAGGAUGUAGAUGCUUUGAAUGGCACCGUAAUCCACCUUGACCGUGAGACAGAAACAGGGAGGGGCAAAGCCGGAAAAGAGGUGGCGGGGGAGGAACUUGAUGACGAUGGGGUGGAGGCCCUGCUAAGGCUUCCCGAGGUGACAGACACCUCCAUGGAUUCAGUUGGCCAACCCCUGCGAGAUGUCAUGGACAGACUUAAUGGUGCUCUGGAUGGAGACGAGGUCUGGGAUCACCCGAAGUAUGAGGAGAAACACGGAGGUGAUCGGGCAUCAGAGCCUCCUGCACAGCAGCCCUUUCGAGAAGAUUCCGGGGGGGAGCCUCCUGACCCAGUAUCGGGAGAGCAGUUCCAUCUCACUGUGGCCCCAAGCCCAAACCUGCAGUUCUCUUCAGCAACUCAAGACUUAUUCUGCCUUACCCCCAGCAGUACAGACUCUGCUCCCACAGGUGGUGGCUACCAUGACGCUACAGAGCAAAGCCAGUCACAGACUCUAUCAGGUGGCUAUGAAGAUCAAAGAGAGGCAACAACACCAACAGGACAGGAAUCCAACAUGAAAAAGGGGGAUGAUAAUAGUGCAGAAAAUGGCAAAAUGACUUGUGAUGAUGCAGAAGUUGAAGAGGAGAAGCUUAGUCCCUCAGAAAUUCAUCAUCCGGCUGAGUUUAAGGUGGACAACAACCACUUACUACUCCUCAUGAUCCAUGUAUUCAGAGAGAAUGAAGAGCAGCUCUUCAGGAUGGUGAGGAUGAGUACAGGCCAUAUGGAGGGAGACCUGCAGCCUCUUUACAUGUUGCUGACUGACUGUUACAUCUACCUGCUUAGGAAAGGUGCUGCAGAGAAGCCGUACACUGUGGAAGAUGCCGUUUCAUACAAUGAGCUUGACUACCUUUCAGUGGGGCUUGACCAACAGACAGUGACCAUCGUUUGCACUAAUCGAAGAAGGAAGUUCCUGUUGGACACAGCUGAUGCCUCUCUAACUAUAUGGUUCUUGUCAGUUCUAAAGUCUGCCAUGGUGAAUGGUUGUCGAGAGCCCCCAUUUCCCUCCAUCCUGACUGAUGCCACCAUGGAAAAACUUGCUCUCACCAAGUUUGUCUCCCAAGAAUCUCAUUGUGAGGUUUCUGAGGUUUCCAUACAUUUAUAUUCACUGGUCCACUGGGAGGAUCCUAUGGAUGUGAUCUUGUCCCCCCAAGGGGACACACCAAACUUUAAAUUACCGUCCAGCACGAAGGAAGGGAUGGUGCAGUACAGGGCAGGAUCCACAUACCUGGGCAAGGAGCUGUGGAAAAGCUGCUACCUUGUCCUCAGCAAUGGCAUACUGUAUCUCUAUUCAGAAAGAACUGAUGUGACGCCUCUGCUCUCUGUUACUAUGGGUGGAGAAUACUGUGGAGGCUGCCGUCGCUCACACAGCACAGAGCGUCCUCAUGCAUUUCAAGUCAUCCUGACUGAGCGCCCCCCUCUGGAACUCAGUGCCAACAACGAACAGGACAUGGCUGACUGGAUGCAACUGCUCUGCCAGUCUGUCUCUAAAGGAGUCAUUCCUCAAGGUGUGGCUCCAACCCCAUGUAUCCCAUGUUGCUUGGUUGUGACGGAUAACAAACUGCUGACUUGCCAUCAAGACUGUCAGACCAGCUUCUUCCGCUCGCUGGGCAGUGCUAAUAUCUGUGACAUCACAGCCGUCAGCAUUGAGUCCAACAUGGAGUACUGUGUCAUUGAGUUUGCCAUAGACCGUGAUCACUUCCUUCCACCGUGGGUCUUGUACUUCAGUGGAUGUGAAGAGCGAAAUCGGCUUCUGCAGGUCUUGGACAGCGCGUGGAGAAGCAUAUUCCAGGUGGCCCUCCCCCAAAAAGAGGUGUCCGAGCCAUCGGUACAGAAGCGCUGCAGUGAAGCCCUUGCUUUAAUGAAGAGCGCGUGGCAGCGGGCAGACAGUUUGGCUCGAGGCCGGGCGCAGCGUGAUCCUUGGUGCUGACACGUACACACAUGCGCACACAUAUGCACACUAUUGUCAGUAAUAUCACCCUGAUAUGUGCUCAGGAUAUGCUAAUGACAGCAUUAACACUGAAACACUACGAUCAGAGGACACAGGGCUGUUGCUCACUUUCACUGCCGGAAUGUUGGUCUGUAGCAGCACAAAUGUCCCAUCAAAGAAGCUUGGCUGCUGUUUUCUAGUGAAUGGAGUCAACAGUUACCUUUUGUGAUUUUUUUCCCCGUACAAACGUAAACUCCAGUUUUGGAGAGUGGCACACCACAUUAUUGUAGAUGAUACUGUUACAGUGCUUGCUGCACAAAAAAGUGAUACCUAAGCGCUCAAGACAAUUCCAGUCUUCCUGAGCAUAUUAUACUCAUGUUGACCAAUAUUGCCCAUGCAUCGUCCCAAAUUGCUGCAGAUACAACUCUGUAUGCUUCCCAUUUGCACUCACUUGUUCCAUGUUUCCUCCUCACGCAUCCUGCCUUUUACCACCCUGAUAUCAGCAUGUUCGCCUUUUGCUCUUACUUGUAAACGCUUCCAUGCAGCCUUGCACAUAGUUUUACAGCGGUACGAAUUACGUGCUCUUGUAUGUGUACCGUAGCGGCCGCUACAUCAUACAGUAUGGCGUGUGUGCAUGUGGCCUUACUGCUGCUGUCACCGUGAGGCUCAAUGUAGACAUUAAGCUUCUUUUGCUGUGACAAUGUUGCCUUUGUGCGAUAGCCUUUGCCACCAGCGACAUUGAAAUGAAACACUGUUUCUUCUUUCCUUUUUAGUCGAUGCCUUACGCAGCACAAUUCAUGUCUUUGAGGUCAUCAGAAAAACAAUUAAUUCUCAACGGUCAUAAAUCAAACCCGAUUCAUAUAUAUUUCACUUAUUGACAUACAUGCUCUCUUGUCAAGUGCUUUAAAUUUUUCCAAGUACCACUUGAUAACCUCUGAUGCCCUUUUAUGAAGAAUACUAAUCUCAGGUGAAAACAGUACAUUACAUCCAAUAUUGAGCACUUUUUUUCCUUUUUUUAAAUGGCUGCUCAUUUUAGUUGCGUUAUUUUAAUGUCCAUAUUCAUCGUAUGUGCAGUGAAAUAUAUGGGGGUAUUUUGUGUAUAAAGAAGACAAUGCCAGGAGAAAGAAUGUAAAAUACUGUAUUAAAAUUAUAGUCAGUUGGCUUUCACAUGUCAUUAAUUGGACCCAGAUUUAUUUUCUAUCAUAUAUAUGAUAGAAAAAAUAUCUAUGAUACUUUUUUUUUUUUAGAUUGUGACCGACUCUAAAGAUAUAAGUAAAAGUGAACAUAAUAAUCAUCCCCUUGUAUGGGACGUACAGAUGCAGGUUGGGCUUACUUUGAAAGUUUUAGUCCACGUUUAUGGUGUGUAAUUUGCUAAGAUGUCAUGUACGUAGAUAAGUCAGUGUUGUAUGCGACACAUUGCUGGCCAAUGAUUUUUGACAUCCUUUCCAUGAUCCAAAAAUGCAUCUUUAGAUUUUUAAUUUCCACGUAAAAAAACAUACUUAUGUGUAUUUUGUUUUAUUUGGUUGUAAAUGCAGCAUAGAACUUACACUCUCACACAGAGGUUUUUUUAUAUUGUUUGUUGUGCUAAUGAUUGAGGGGAAAAAUAACCUUGUGAAAGAAAAGGCAUAACAGAAUAAAGCGGGGGGGUUGGACAACAAUUGUGUGUAUUUCAUUGUAAAUCCUUAGGCCCAGCAGAACAAAGAACAUAGUGGACACCGAAAUGAGAAACAUUGAUCAAAUGGGUAUGCUGGAGCCUAUCCCAGCUGACUUCGGGAGAGAGGCGGGGUACACCCUGGACUGGUCGCCAGCCAAUCACAGGGCACAUAUAGACAAACAACCAUUCACACUCACAUUCAUACCUAUGGACAAUUUGGAGUCACCAAUUAACCUAGCAUGUUUUUGGAAUGUGGGAGGAAACCGGAGUACCCGGAGAAAACCCACGCACACACGGGGAGAACAUACAAACUCCACACAGAGAUUCCAAGCAGAGAAUCGAACCCAGGUCUUCCCGAUUUCCUGACUGUGUGGCCGCAAUAAACUAUAGUAUAUAAGUGCA
Molecule: messenger RNA, 5537 nt
Organism: Doryrhamphus excisus (bluestripe pipefish)
Lineage: Eukaryota; Metazoa; Chordata; Actinopteri; Syngnathiformes; Syngnathidae
Gene: plekhm2
Product: pleckstrin homology domain containing, family M (with RUN domain) member 2
Biological process (GO): lysosome localization; regulation of protein localization; Golgi organization
Cellular component (GO): endosome membrane
Molecular function (GO): kinesin binding
Source: RefSeq, a predicted model, not a curated record